GAAGGGAAAGGAAGGGGAAGAAGUUGCAACGAAACGGAACAGGGAACGAAUUCAAACGGAUCGAAUCGUUUCAGAUCGGAUCACAGCUUUAACAGAGGGAAAGGACGGAAAGAGACCAGAAUGGCCGGUAGAUCAGUGGGGAGAGACAUAGGUACUCUUUCAGCGUAGACACGUAUGUAACGUGAAAGUAACUCUUACAAUUCAGCGGUGAUCGGGUACUUCUUGGUGCUUUAUGGUGUCGGUAGUCUGGUUGCUUGUAUCGAGGUUAAAGUACGCUGCGUAUAGCUUUAUAUCGUUGUGUAUUUUGUUCGUUAUUUCAGGAUAUAUAUGAAUGACAAAGUGAAAAAAAACAUAAGAAUAAGAAAGAAUGAUAGACAGCCUUCAUAUAAUGUAAACUUUUUGUCUGUCAAUCGUUUCGUAUCAAAAUAAUACAGUUAGGAAGAACAGGGAAACAGAUAGAUUGUUGAACUUCGGUAAAGAAUGGAACCUGUUUCAUUAGCGCGAACGAAUAAUAUAAUACAAUUUAAAUUCAAUAGAAUUAAAUAAAGAUACUGAUUUUGUCUGUGAUUCAAUUAUAUGCGUAUAAUUCAUCGAUUCAAUAUUUUUUUUUAUUUUUUAUUUUUUUUGUAUACUUGUAAAAUAUGUCGUGUUCCUUAAUCUGUCAAUUUUGGUUCGCAUCUCGAGCGAAAGUCGUUUCUGAAAUAUAUACGUAUAAUACGCGUUGAUAUAUUUAUUUAAUUUAUUUUUUCUAUUUUUUAUUUGAAUUUUCAUUUAUCAAUAUUCAACGAGAAAAAAAUAUUAAUUGUAUUAUUUAAAUGUUUGUCAUACAUAUCUUUCUUCAUCAGGGAGAUGUAUAUGAAGAUAACAAUCCUAUGUCGUUCGAUCAAGGUGAACGGACAUUAAAAAGAGUGAUAUAAAUGGAACAAGUAAUAGUUUUACUAUAAAAACAUUAUAAAAUCAAGCUAUGUUUAUAGUUUCUUAUUUUCAUAUGUGAUCAUUGUGCUGCAUCAAAGGAGAGAAUCGGAAGAAAAUUGUUGUGAUCAACAUAUUUGUUACAAUAACAAAUCCCUAUUGAAUUAUAAAUGAGUAAUCAUUAAAGAUCAUUAAAAAUCGUGUACAUUACAACAGCUGUUCUAUCUUUCUAUGUGAUUCGUGCUUCGAUUAAAUUAAUAUAAUUUGGACUAAGUUGAAGUCUAAUAUUUUUGUGUACAUGUUCAAAUCUUCAAUUUGAAGAUCGUUUAGUGCGAAUUUACUUAUUUUUUUUUUAAUACGUUAAAAAACAAUAAAUGGAUGUUCGGCUUAAAAAGAAGAAAGAAAACUUGCAUGCAAACAGCUAAUCGAACAUUAAGUGAUCUUCGUCGGGAGUGUCGUUGGUACGUGAAUUUUUAAAAUCGCGUAUUUUUUAUUUCGUUCCGUUCUUCAUCUCUGCCCUACUCUUUCUUUCUUUCUCUUUAUUUUCUUCUUCCUUCUCUUUUUCUUCUUCAUCUUCAUUUUCUUCUUUUUUUUUUGUUUUUUUCCCUUUUCCUUUCAUUUCCUCGUUGAUAUUCAUAAUUUGUUAUAUCCAUUUGUCCUUAUCUUUCAUAUUCCUUUAAAUACUCUUCGAUUGUUCGAUCAUGAGAGAAGCCGUAAUACUUACCACAUGUCUACUGGGUAUCGUGUUCGCUGGAAGUCCUAGACUACCCAGGACCUCUGCUGAUGAACGUAAUACCCGCAAUGUUAGUAACAAUGGAGGCAACAUCACUGGAAACACGAUACCGGUACCUAGCCGCAAUUCUCAACGAAAUAGAGAGCAAUACCUCUUCAAUGUUUUCGAAGUAAUAGUUUCGACAUUGGAAUCGAAAUUACAACGAAUCGAAAACUUGGAUAAGGCGGUAGAACAUUUGAUGAGAAGAGUGGAAGCUUUGGAUUCACGUGUCAAUGAUAAUAUCGAUAAAACUGAUGCGGUUAUUACGAAGUUAAGAACAUUAGAUCUAAAGCUUUUCAAUUCUCAUACAAUUGAAUUUCCUUCGACUGAAUCUGCAUUUUCGGCAAGAACGAUCGAUGAUAAAAACGACAGUGAAAUUAGAAGUGGCUCGAAAUUGCAAUCGAUUCAUCAAAAACGAGAAAAUCCAUCGUCGGAAACACUUGGCGAAAAAUUAUUAUCGCUCGAUCAAAAGGUAUCGGACAUAGAUAAUAAAUUGAUCGAUUUGAAACACCAAUUGGAUAAUAAUUUUUUACAAAAUGACGACAUAAAUGCUGAAGCCAGUGAAAAGAAGCCGAUUAGCAUGAGUGUAAUCGAGAUAACAAAAGCGAUGAGCAACGAAAUAAUAAAUCACAUUACGAUCGAGAUAGAAAAUUUAAGGCAAGCGACCAAUAAUAUGGACAGGAAAUUACAAUUCCACGUCAAUUUAGUCUCUGAUCGUUUGGGAACCAUUUAUAACAUGAUGACAGACGUGCACGAUGCGAUAUUAGUAAGAGGCACCACUAAUACGCGAUCACCGUUCAACAUCACAACAACGACAACUACCGAACAACCUCCAAAGCAAAGUAAAAUAGAUCGACUCGUCGAGCAAAUGUAUCCAAUGUUAACCGUUUCGGAAAAAAUGGACGAAGUUUGGAAUAUUGUAGUUGGUACAAAAAGUUCCGUGGACGAUCUUUUGCCAAAAUCUGAUGAAUUACUUACACAAACGCAAAGACAAGAAAGGGCGAUUAACGAAAUUCAUACGGAUUUAAGAUUGAAAACGAACAAGAUUAUUGAAAAUUUGGAAGGAGUUGAGAAUAGAUUGCGGAAGCAGGAGGAUGAUGUUGCUAAUUUUGCUCAGCGUCCAAUUCCUGCAGAAUUGCUGCUCGAUCCCACGAUCGAUCGUCUAGUUGAAUAUGACUCGAACAGAUACGUUGGUCUCACCGAUGACGUCCCAGGAGAAACAACGGUACCACCUGUGAAUCCAACUACGAUCGUUUCAUCGGUGUCGAUGUCCAUUUCUUCCUCGACUUCGUCGAAUACCGUGUCACUCAAUAAUUUCAAUAAUUCGACCAAUGUCACCGGUUUCGCAAAUUUCUUUAAUUCUACCGCCAGCCCUGGAAUAUCGUCACCUUCGAGUUCACAACGAUCCUCGUCCAAAAAUCGUGGCGUUAUAUUUCCAAGUGUAAAAAACAAACCAAGUCCAGCAAAUUCAACAUUUAACACAGAUGGAUUUCUUAGUUACAAAGAUGUUAAGGGUUACUCGUGCGUUGAUUUAUUAAAUGCAGGAAUGAGAGAUAGCGGUGUUUAUUACCUUCAAAUUCGCGGAACAACUUACUGGUUUCUCAAGGUUUAUUGUGAACAAGAUAUUGCUGAAGGAGGUUGGACAGUCAUUCAAAGAAGAGAUGAUUUUGGAGAGCCAAGAGAAAAUUUCAAUCGAGAUUGGGCGGAUUAUAAAAAUGGUUUUGGUGAUCCUGCUCGAGAGUUCUGGCUUGGCAAUGAAAAUAUAUAUAUGUUAACGAAUAACGAAGAUUACAUGCUCAGAGUAGAACUUGAAGAUUUUGAAGGUAACAAAAGAUAUGCGCAAUAUUCUCACUUCAAAAUCUAUUCAGAAGCAGAAUAUUACAAAUUAGAAAUUGAUGGUUAUGAUGGAAAUGCUGGUGAUUCAUUGAAUGAUCCUUGGUAUGGUUCAAACAAUAGUCCCUUCUCCACAUAUAACAGGGAUAAUGAUAGAUCAUCGUUGAAUUGUGCUUCCAUGUUGAAAGGUGGCUGGUGGUGGAAAUCGUGCGGACGAGGAUUAAAUGGUCUUUAUUUGAAUGAUCCUCAGGAUUUAACUGCUCGACAAGGUAUUGUAUGGUUCCGUUGGAGAGGUUGGGAUUAUACUUUGAAACGUGCUACAAUGAUGAUUAAACCGAAAGGACCAACAACAAUAACGAUAUAGAGGCUUACACAAAUUUUUCUAGAAGAAUUAUAUAAUACGUUUAUAGCGUUUCGUAUCAAUGAACAUAAUUUCUUACAGUUACCAAAUAUGUAUAUUUUAUAUACAUAAAUACAUAUAAGAAUUUUAUAAUAGCAUCAAAUGAAAUAAUUUUUCAGAGAAUUUUCAUUCAUAAUUAUUUGGUAUUUUAUACUUAUUUCAAUGAAAUUAUUUUUUUCGAUUCUGAUAGAUUAACAAUGCAAAGAACAAAAAAUGCAAAUAAUAGAGAAUAAUUAAGCAUAAUUAAAUAUAAAUAUAAUUUCAAAAUAUUUAAUUUUUUCGAAAUUUUUAUAAAUAUUUUUCGUAUGCAUGAAAGUAUAAAAUAAUUUAUGCUGGUUUUUAUUUACUUAAAUAUUUAAUUAAACAUUAUAACCAAAAAUGUGAACUAUAAUUUAUAGAUUGUAUUUCAAGAUACUUUAAAAAUAGUAAUGGAAAUUUAAUUUCGUGAUAUGUAGUUUUCAGAGUUAAAAUUAUUACUAUGACUGCUACUACCACUGCCAUUAAUAUUGCUAUUAUUAUUAGUAUUGAUGCUAUUAUCGAUUCUUUUAUAAAUCGAAAUUCAUUUUGGAAUUAAUUAUUUACUUAUAAAAAUAAUAAUGGUAGAAAAUCUGCCAUAUUUCAUAAAAGCGAUCGUUAUUCGUAAAAUUUUUUAUUGUAAAUAUGUGCAUACCAUAUAUUAUAAAGAUUAGUUAUAAUGAUAUAGACAUUUAUAACUACAAAAUCAUUUUUGAUCAAGUAAUAGUUGAUUAUAUAAUCGAAGAAAAAAUUUAAAUUUUAAUUAUUUAAACGAUUAGAUUGCUCAAAUAUAAUUCAAAAACUACAACAAAUUAUUAACGAUCCUUUUUUACAAAAUAGUUUCAAUAAGUAAAUUUUUUUCAUUUUCACAUCAUCCAUCGUAAUGAAUUUUUUAUUACGUAUUUUGUAUUUUUAUACAUGUAUUUAUAUCAUCUUCAUAAUAUGAAUCUAUGAAGAUUACAUUUGUACCUUGUAAUGAGAAACAUAUGAUUGAUGACUGUAAAAUAAUGCAUAAUAGUAAAAACAAAAUAAUAGUACAAUUUCAUUAUAUGAUAGAAUAAAUAAAAAAAUAGAAAAUUAGAUUGACAAUUAAAACGUGUAAUGAAGAAUAAAGUUCAGUAAUUGUAAGAUCGAUAUUAUGAAAUCUAUAUUAUUAAUUUAAUUAUGUAAUUAAUCAAUUAUGUGAAAAAUAUCAAAAAAAUAGAUUGUUACAAAAUAUGUGUAAACAUAUAUUUAGAAAAAAUGAUUUUGGAUAUAUAAAUUAUAUUGUAUAUUGUAAUUACAUUAUUGAAACGUUAGUUAGAAAUUUUAUAAAGAUAAGAAUCAAAUAUUUAUAUGAAUAAUGAAAAGAUAUAAUUAAAUUAUGUACUUGCUUUAAAAAUGAUCAUAAAUCAACAAAUAGGCCUGAAAAUCAGUGAUAUAAAUUCAAAUGAUAAAAAAUUAAAUUAUAAUUUUAGAAUUUUAUUUUAUUUUAAGUUAUUUAAUAUAAAUUAUUUUAAUAUAAAAAUGAAAGCUAACUCAAUACUGAAAAAUAUAAAAAUAUUUAGAAAGUUAUUCUUUUCUUAAAUAUUAAUUUAAAAAUAUGAAUUUUUUAAAGUAUGAGUUAUGUUAUUAUGAUUUUCAGUCCUUCAAAAAAUAAAUUCUUAAAUGACAUUCAAUUAAUCUUAGUGAGGCAUCAUGUAGACUAUCUAUGAAACCCGAUUUGUAAUUCUUCUGUUUAACAGAAGUCCGUAACUAAUUCUAUACAUAAAAAUGAAGAGAUGCAAUUGAAAUCUUGAAUAACGAAAAAAAAAUCAAAAAUAUUUAUUUCGUGGUUUUAAAAUGCGAAAAAUUAAUGUAAAAGUUAUAAUGGAAAUGUAUGUAAUUAUAAUUACUAGAUUGUAAAUGUUUAUGUAAAUUUCAUAUUUUUAUAAAUAUAAUUUAAUUUAAAAAAUAGAAUUUAAAUAGAGAUUCGUUUCAACUAUCAAAUAUUGUAACGAGUGUUCUAUUUUUUUUUUGCAUAUUAUAUUGUAUAUUCUAUUUAUAUACUAUUUUUUUUUAAAAUAUAAAUAUUACUAUCUAGUAAUUAUUUUUAAUGACGACAUAUGUUUUUAAAUAUGAGUCGUGAAAAAGAAAAAAAUAUUGAUUCAAAAAUAAACAAUAAUAAACGAUAGAAUAUCUCAAAAA
Molecule: messenger RNA, 6098 nt
Organism: Apis cerana (Asiatic honeybee)
Lineage: Eukaryota; Metazoa; Arthropoda; Insecta; Hymenoptera; Apidae
Biological process (GO): blood coagulation, common pathway; positive regulation of heterotypic cell-cell adhesion; fibrinolysis
Cellular component (GO): fibrinogen complex
Molecular function (GO): protein-macromolecule adaptor activity; extracellular matrix structural constituent
Source: RefSeq, a predicted model, not a curated record